This is a messenger RNA of Mangifera indica (mango), 1115 nucleotides long. RefSeq names its product derlin-1-like. Gene Ontology annotation, biological process: endoplasmic reticulum unfolded protein response. Gene Ontology annotation, cellular component: endoplasmic reticulum membrane; Hrd1p ubiquitin ligase ERAD-L complex. Lineage: Eukaryota; Viridiplantae; Streptophyta; Magnoliopsida; Sapindales; Anacardiaceae. The record is from RefSeq and is a predicted model, not a curated record. The transcript has 7 exons. Gene Ontology annotation, molecular function: ubiquitin-specific protease binding; misfolded protein binding. The coding region runs from base 138 to 902 and encodes 254 amino acids.
GAUUUGAAGGAGUUAUUCCGUACGCAUUGUUUUCCCCCACCUCACGUUGCUUCAAAAAUCCCCCAUAAAUAUAAUUGCCGUUUCACCUUCAGUCACAGAGAACCGGCAUUGAAGAUUUUGGUUUUCACUUCGUUAACAUGUCGUCUCCGGCAGAAUUCUAUAAUUCUCUACCUCCGAUCAGCAAGGCUUUUGGGACCAUAUGCGUGGUGGCAACUGCAGCUUUCCAUUUGGGAUUGUACAGUCCCUGGAGUAUAGCGUUGCUUUAUGAACCUAUUUUUUACAAUUUUCAGGUGUGGAGGCUUAUUACGAAUUUCUUUUUCCUCGGAAAAUUUUCCAUCAAUUUUGGAAUUCGUCUUCUAAUGAUAGCCAGAUAUGGUGUCCAGCUUGAAAAAGGUCCAUUUGAGAGGCGGACAGCAGAUUUCCUGUGGAUGAUGAUUUUUGGUGCCAUAUCAUUAUUGGUGUUAUCAGCCAUACCGAUGUUAUGGACUCCUUUUUUGGGGGUUUCAUUGGUGUCCAUGCUUGUAUAUGUAUGGAGCAGAGAGUUUCCCAACUCCCAAAUUAGUAUAUAUGGGCUUGUCACGCUCAAGGCAUUUUAUUUUCCGUGGGCCAUGCUUGCAAUUGAUGUUAUAUUUGGGUCACCGUUACUACCAAAUCUUCUUGGAAUCAUAGCAGGGCAUCUGUAUUACUUCUUGACAGUGCUACAUCCACUUGCUACCGGAAGAAACAUAUUAAGGACUCCCAUAUGGCUGAAUAAACUUGUUGCCCGAUGGAGAGUGGGAUAUCCAACAAAUACCCCUGUCCAACCAAGCAGUGGUACUGGCGUGGCUUUUAGAGGUAGGAGUUAUCGGCUAAAUUCAUCCUCUGGUAGAUCAUUUCCCAUCAGAAGCUUGUGGUCAUCUUGAUUCCGGAAGAAUCUAUACUACUGUUAAUAACCUUCGUGCAGAUGCCUUCGGCUGUGUUGCUAAUUAAGAAAAGUCCAAUAGUGAAAACUAGAAAGAAUUAACUAUUGAACAGAUUUUUUUGGUGACAAUUCUUUGGCUGCUUGUAACAUAUUUGUCAUCUGAGUUGUAGCUUGAAGAACCAAAAAGGAAUAUGGUAAUCUGAAUUAUGUUCUA